GUUUGCAGUUUAUAGAUUAAAGAGAGCACAUCUUAAAAACGGACGAGUUACAUAUAAUACUCUCUAUGCAAAUAUGUCUGUGAUAUGAAGACUUGGGACAAAAUGAACGUAACGUAACACGUAUAAAAUUCAAUUAGGAGGCUGCCGUAACUGUUACUGGCUCAAAAUUCUGUAAUUUGGACAAAAAAAGAAAAAUUAAAAAUAAAGAGGACCAUACAACAGCUGAAACGAGACGAAAUGACCAUGUCGUGGUCAUACACAACAAGUGCUUCGCCAUCCUCCUCGAUUACAAUAUUAAUGAUGACAACACUAUUAACGCCAUUAGCACUAACGGCAAAUUACACGGAAGCCAGUGACUUUGUUGGCAAUAUCACAACAAAUAUCACUGAAGAGGAGUUGGUAUAUACGCCGUAUAGCGAACGACCAGAAACGUACUUCGUUCCAGUAAUCUUCCUUUUGAUCUUGCUAAUUGGCCUUAUAGGCAAUACUGUGCUUGCUCUUAUGAUCCUGCGACACACAAACAUGAGAAACGUACCUAAUACAUACGUACUCUCGCUGGCGCUUGGGGAUUUACUGGUAAUAAUGACAUGUGUCCCGUUCACCAUUACCGUCUACGUUUUGGAUUCUUGGCCUUUCGGAUUAUUAAUCUGCAAAAUCUCUGAAUGCGCGAAGGAUAUAUCUGUCGGAGUUUCUGUCUUUACUUUAACUGCACUGUCAGCAGACAGAUUUUUCGCUAUCGCGAAUCCUAUGCGGAAAUUACACGUUGCAGGUAGUGGAAAAAGAGCAAUACGUUUCACUACAAUUAUUGUGAUCCUGAUUUGGGUUUUGGCUAUAAUAUUGGCGAUUCCCGGUUCCUUUUCGUAUAUUAGGUUUUUCAGGGUUAAUCAGAACGUAAGCUUUUACGUAUGUUAUCCUUUUCCCGAGAAGUUUGGACCCAAUUAUCCAAAGACAAUAGUAGCAUGUCGCUUUUUCAUCUACUAUAUUAUACCUCUCACCAUCAUCGCUGUUUUCUACAUUUUGAUGGCCAGACAUCUUAUGCGCAGUACGAGAGAUGUACUCUGCGAAAUGCAAGGACAGAUUAAACAAAUACAAGCUCGUAAAAAGUUGGCGAAGAUGGUAAUGGCUUUCGUCAUUAUUUUUGCUGUGUGCUUCUUCCCACAACACGUUUUCAUGUUGUGGUUUUAUUUCAAUCCAACUUCGCAAACAGAUUAUAAUAUCUUUUGGCACUACUUUCGUAUCUUGGGUUUUUGCCUUGCUUUCAUCAAUAGCUGCAUCAACCCUAUCGCUCUGUACUGCGUAAGCGGUGCUUUCAGAAAAUACUUUGACAGAUAUCUGCCGUGUUUCGUUAUUAUGAAGAGAAGACGGAGACGACAUCGACAAUCACCAGAAUCAAGUUCACGCGGACGAGGGCCAAGUUCUUCAUUUGUCAAGUCAAGAAAAAACUUGGGCGAUUCCCGUCGAGAACAACGAAUUGCGAUGCGUCUCUCGAUUAUGACGACUGAUGUACGACCUACGACUCCAAUUAAAGAACAAGAAACUUCUAUGACUCUGCCAGCAAAUCCAAAUGGCACUGGUGAGUCAUUAAGAAGUCAACGAGUCUCGAUGGAACCAACCGUACGUGAUCGAUUAGUUCCAUCGUAAGGAAGACAUCAACGUCAUAUUUUUUUAUAAUUAUUUAUAUAAAAUAAGUUUUGUGUCACUUAAUAUUGAUCAAGUAAAAUUAUAUUUUGAUGAUAUCUUUUUACAAAUCAGACU
This is a messenger RNA of Mycetomoellerius zeteki, 1755 nucleotides long. Its product is annotated as neuropeptide CCHamide-1 receptor. The transcript is spliced from 7 exons. The coding region runs from base 238 to 1641 and encodes 467 amino acids. Gene Ontology annotation, molecular function: neuropeptide Y receptor activity. Gene Ontology annotation, cellular component: plasma membrane. The record is from RefSeq and is a predicted model, not a curated record. NCBI's taxonomy places the organism in Eukaryota, Metazoa, Arthropoda, Insecta, Hymenoptera, Formicidae. Gene Ontology annotation, biological process: G protein-coupled receptor signaling pathway.